AUGCUAGCCAUUUUAACUCGUGUGCAUGCAUACAUACGUCUCCUAUGAUCUUGGAGUUUAUGGGCAUUACAAAGUUUGAAAUUUCGUGCUACAUUUCCUCGUGCCGAAACCGAAAAAAUUGGGCGUUGUACCCCAAGUUUCCAUCGUUUGCCCGCGAUAUUGCCUUUAUCAGACGGCCCAAAAAUCACCCAAAAAAUAUUGAUUGUGAAGCCAAAUCGCGUAUUAAAGCGACUCCGGCGGGGCGCCUCCAGCGGGGCCCCUCACCAGCCGGGGGGCCGAUGGUCGCGGCUGCACUGGUCCCCCGGCGAAGCCACGUGGUCGCGGCUGCGCCGCGACCACGUGGCUUCGCCGCGGGACCGGUGUACUGUUCGGAUGCAGUAUUCAGGAUCCUGGCUGGCUUCGCCAGUACCCAACCCUAAGAAUUGUAGAAUGGUUCGUUGAUGCGUGAAUGACAACAAAGUAAAUGGAAGCUUGAGGCUGUGUAGCAAGGAAAUGGAACGAAAGUCGGCUAGAUUCGAACAGAACAAAAUGUGCAUGUCAUUGCUGCAUGUAUGGUUGAGCAUGAAAUACCUGUUUCCGUACUGACCGUGAGAUUUUCCGGCUCGCUAGGUAAGGGUUGCUGUGCAAGGGCCCGCAAUCUGUGUGCAUCAUUUACAGACCCACAGCCCUUAACGUAUCGCACCAACAUUCGUUUCCUCCAGUAGUGCCAUUAGUGCCACAGCAUGGCUUGUUCUGAGUGUUGGCAACGCGAAAACCAGAGUUUAUAAUGGAAAAAAUAGACCGGGUCUGCUUGACUGUGUAUUCCCCAUUUUGGUCGAAGCUUUCACGGAGGCAAUUAAGUGCGGUGGAAACCCGUGCAAUUGUUGGGAGCUUCCGUCACUUCCACGGAACAACUACAUCCAGGACGCUCAAUAUCUCAACCUGAUGCAAGGACUUGACGGUGGAAAUGCCGAGCGACAUGUACAUGACCAAAAUCUGACAGCUUCUGUGGAAUUGACGGAAUCCAUUGAGCCUCUUCGAAAGUUUCUAAAGCCAUGAAGACGAACCCAUCGACAUCGUUUAUCGCUACAUGGCAGUCCACCCUCCUCCGCAGACCCCAUGCACGGAGUCCACCGUCUCCUCUCCUGCGAGACUCUUGGAUCUACGUGAGGGCACGUGCCAUGCCACCAAGAACAGCGUUCGAAUGU
Messenger RNA from Ectocarpus sp. CCAP 1310/34, 1187 nucleotides. NCBI's taxonomy places the organism in Eukaryota, Phaeophyceae, Ectocarpales, Ectocarpaceae. The record is from the annotation of a GenBank genome assembly.